Molecule: messenger RNA, 1080 nt
Organism: Striga hermonthica
Lineage: Eukaryota; Viridiplantae; Streptophyta; Magnoliopsida; Lamiales; Orobanchaceae
Source: the annotation of a GenBank genome assembly
AUGUCCCGAGGAGACAAGGAACCUCAGGAUGCAGAUUAUUCCCCGUCCCUCAGCUACGAGCUCGAGUCCCUCAUCCUCGCCCGCUUCCCGAGCUCCGAGCACUGGAAGCUGAAUCUCGUCAACAAGCGCUUCCUCUCCCUCCUCAAAACCGGCGAGCUCUACCGCAUCCGAAAGGAGAUCGGCUUCCGGGAGCCUUCCGUCUUCAUGCUGGCCAGCGGCGAGACCCGCUGGUGGGCCUUCGACCGAGGCUUCGACUCCCGCCGCAAGCUCCCGCCACUCCCCUCCGACCCGUGCUUCGCCUCGGGGGACAAGGAGUCGUUCUGCGCGGGCACCCACCUCCUCGUCUCCGGUCGCGAGAUCGACGGCCUCGCCGUCUGGCGCUACGACCUGGCGGGCGGGCGGUGGGCCCGCGGGCCCGCGAUGCUCUCCCCCAGGUGCCUCUUCGCGUCCGCCACGUGCGGGGGUCGCGCCUACGUGGCGGGCGGCAUGGGGGCCGUCCCGGGGGAAGGUGUGUACGACACGGCCGAGCGUUACGACCCGGAGACCCUCUCGUGGGGCCCGCUCCCGAGGAUGAGGAAGAAGAGAAAGCUGUGCGCGGGUUUCUGCAUGGACGGGAGAUUCUACGUGGCGGGGGGGAGGAACGAAGAGGAAGGGGAGCUCACGUGCGGGGAGUUUUUCGACGAGGGGACGGGGAGAUGGGAGGUGAUACCGGGGAUGGUGAAGGACGACCCCGUGAGGUCGUCACACUCGCCGCCGCUGCUGGCGGUGGUGGAAAAUGAGCUGUACUCGCUCGAGGCGGCUACUAAUCAGCUGAAGGUGUAUCUAAAGGAUGAGAAUGCGUGGAGGGGGCUUGGGCGGGUCCCGCUCAGGGCGGACUGCAACAGGGGAUGGGGGGUAGCGUUCAAGUCGCUCGGGGACGAGCUGCUCGUGAUAGGGGCGACCUCAGAUUCGUGCGGCUACAUGGCAAUCUACACAUGCCGACCGAAUCUGAAAACGGGGGAGCUGAGAUGGAGGCGUCUGGACGGAGGGGGGAAUCGGCUCAGCCACUUUAUACUCAACUGUUCUGUUAUGAUGGCUUGA